ACGGAUCUUCUUGGAAAAAAUUUCUUGUUUGUGUACAGAUUCGUAUUUUUUAAGGUUCACAUUAGCUAAUGUCUUUCCAUUUUUGUCAUAAAUAACAAUUUAAUAAAACCGAUACAAUGGGAUGCGAUGGUGGCACAAUUCCAAAAAGACAUGAGCUGGUAAAAGGACCCAAAAAAGUCGAAAAGAUUGAUAAAAACGCGGAGCUGAUCGCGCGAUGGAGCUAUUGUGCGCUGAGCCAGGAGAAACUGCGACGCCCCAUCGUAGCCUGCGAGCUGGGGAGACUGUACAAUAAAGAUGCCGUGAUCGAAUACCUGUUGGACAAAUCUGCGGAGAGACCCAACACGGAAGUGGUGGUACAUAUCCGUGGGAUGAAGGAUCUGAAGGAGCUGAACCUGACGGACAACCCGGCCUGGGAGGGGGAGAGGGCCAACUCAAAGGGGGACCGCUACGAAGACCUGCACUGCGCCAUGUUCAUCUGCCCCGUGGUGGGCCUGGAGAUGAACGGCAAACACAAGUUCUGCUUCCUGCACACCUGCGGCUGCGUGUUCUCCGAGCGAGCCCUCCGGGAGGUCAAAACCGAGAUCUGCCACAAGUGCGGAGACCCCUUCCAGGAUGACGACAUCAUGAUUCUGAACGGGAGCAAAGAGGAGGUGGAGCGGCUCCAGCGGAGGAUGGAGGAGAGGAGAGCGAGAGCGAAAGCGGGAAAGAAGCCCAAGAAGAGUAAAGCUGCUGAGACUGUUUCAAAGCCAGAGGAAACAAAAGAAAACCCCGCCCCUCCCAAAGCCAGCUCCUCAGAGCCCAAAGUGGCGGAGCAGAACGGCGAAGAUGGCGGCUCCUCGGGCCCAGGGCCCUCCUCCUCCUCCUCCUCUUCCUCCUCCUCCAAGCUCUCCAAGCCUGCAGCCGCGGCGGGAAGCAAGCGCUCCAUCCAGGAAAUGGCGGAGAAGUCGGAGACCUACAAGUCCCUGUUCACCACCCACAGCACCGCCAAACGCACCAAGGACCAGACCUCCAACUGGGUCACCCACACCCCUUACCACUUCUAACCCGCCCCCCAUCCUACCCCUGUACCCCCCCACAGCCUCAGCAGUUACCUAGAUACCGCUAUAUCCUGCUCCUCAGCAAGCCAAAAUGUUACUCUACCAAAACACCCUAUAGCCAGACCUGGGUCGGUUCUAUUUCAGUUGAGAUAAGUGACCACUGUGAAGUUUCAGCCUGUGAGGUGUCCUUGCCUCUCCUGUAGUACUGUGAGGCAUGUGGCAUGUCAAUUCAGUCAGUAAUUUAAAUGUCUUCAUAGAACAUUCUGGGCAUUUUUCUAAUUGGUGGAUUCAGUUUCAGGUAGCUUUUUGAAUGGACUGAAUUGAAAUGGAAUUGAGCUCUACCUUGCUUCUCACCCGUCUGUGGUUAUUAGCCCCAGUAUUGCUUUUAUAUUAUUACACUGCUGAACUGCUGCCUGUGUGAGAUUUUAUUAUUUUUAACUUGUAAUGUGAUGAAGGGUAGUAAACCGAAUGCUUCAAAAAAUCAUUUUCUUUUUUUUUGUAAUUCCCCCGGUUCACUAUGAUAUUUUUUUUUUUUGUAUUUGAAUGGUGCAUCUUGAAGGAAGGAAAUCUUCAAAGAUGGAGUGCAGUCUGGAUCUGGUUGUGGUUCUGGAUCUUCAUUUUUUCGUUCGGCAUAAGGUUCUGCGGGUUCUACAUUGUAAUGAUUUGCAUCCUUUUCUUCUUAUUGUUUGUUUCUGUAGAACAGACAAUGGAUUGAGUGGAAUAAAGAUAUUGAAAAUGA
Anguilla anguilla (European eel) is the source of this 1776-nucleotide messenger RNA. It is a transcript of the gene rtf2, whose product is annotated as replication termination factor 2. Gene Ontology annotation, biological process: mitotic DNA replication termination; site-specific DNA replication termination at RTS1 barrier. The record is from RefSeq and is a predicted model, not a curated record. The transcript has 9 exons. Lineage: Eukaryota; Metazoa; Chordata; Actinopteri; Anguilliformes; Anguillidae. Gene Ontology annotation, cellular component: nucleus. The coding region runs from base 117 to 1043 and encodes 308 amino acids.